AAAGAGCAAAGAAGAGAUAGAAAAGCUGGCUCUUUCUGUCAACGAGCUAGCAAAUGAAAUAUAUGCACUAGACUGUGAUUUCAAGAAAGAGCAUUUACAAUUUCUUAAUAUUAUUAAAAAUCUAGAACACCUAUCCGAUAUAAGUCCAGACCAGAAAAAGCACAUAGCCAAAAAGAUAGAGGAGUUUGCAGAAGCACAAGGCAUGGAAGUAGAAAAGAUAGAGGUAGAAAUGCCUAAAAAGAUGGAAGUAGAUGAGUUAUCAGAUGAUGAAAUGGAGGUAGAUGAACUAGGGAGAAAAAAAGUCUUUGCACCAACUGUAAAAGAAGCCAAGCUGAAGAUAGAUGUGAGAGAGAUGCUACAAGCAUGCAUAUUUAUCAAUGCGCCAGGCUCAAAGGUAGUUCUUGAGCACAGCACCCCAAAAGAGCAUUUGGCUAUACUGGAGAGUAUGCUUAAUGAAAACAUAGAAAUAGAAAGUGAGCAGUACAGUAAAAUAGAAAAAGAAAAGAUUUUAAAGAUACUUAAAACGAACAUCAGAAAGUACUUUGCAUACGAUGAAAAUGGAUUGUAUUUUAUGCGCGCCCUGCAUACUGCAUUAAGGGAUAGAAAUGAAGGAGAGAUUAUAGACUGUUUUAUCCAUCUAGUCAAUGAAAUUAUAAAGCCAAACACGCUCAUAUACAGCCCAGAGCACGGGAUAAACAGAAAAAAUGAAAAAGUAGAGAAAAUAAUAAAAUUAGCUGAUGACAGUGACAAUAUAGACACCAAAACAUACACAUUGAAGAUCGAUGACACAAAGUUUGAGAGCCUGGAUAGCUUGCUUGAGUCUGCGACAGAGAGUCUAGAUAGAGAGGCAUUCGCCAGCACUGUCGACAUGAUAAACCAGGUGGGCAUGAACAUGAAUGUUCUAAAAAAAUACUCCG
This is a messenger RNA of Nematocida minor, 917 nucleotides long. RefSeq lists its product as uncharacterized. The record is from RefSeq and is a predicted model, not a curated record. NCBI's taxonomy places the organism in Eukaryota, Fungi, Microsporidia. The annotation marks the transcript as partial. The transcript has a single exon.